Mucor mucedo is the source of this 186-nucleotide messenger RNA. RefSeq lists its product as uncharacterized. The annotation marks the transcript as partial. The transcript has a single exon. Lineage: Eukaryota; Fungi; Mucoromycota; Mucoromycetes; Mucorales; Mucoraceae. The record is from RefSeq and is a predicted model, not a curated record.
AAUCAAAGAGAAUAUUACAAAGAUCUCCCGAAGGCUGUAUCAUCCUCAAAUAUACAUUUUAACAAGCUUGUCGAAGAUUUACUAGGUAUGACGCAGGAAAAAGUCAAAAAUCUACGAAUGUCUCUCUGUGCUGUAACUGGCGCAACAUGCUAUGUAAAUUGUCUAUAUCUUGAAUCAUGCAACCUU